AGCAGUCACAACAAACGGAACUAUCCCUUUUCUGUUCCAUGGAUUUUAGUUAUUGCCCUCAUCUAUGGGGACUCAAGAACCCUUUCCUCGAGCCUCCUAGAAGCCCUUAGCCAGCAUCCGUCCCUCAAAGGCUGUGGCCAGGACCCCACGGGCUGUGGACCAUGUACACCCACAGUAAGGUAGUGGGCCCAGGCUUGGGCACUUCCUCCACCUCUCAGGACCACGCUGGAGCUGGGAAGCACAAGGAGCUGGGCCUGCAGCAAAACCGGAGACAGAGUUUGGAGAUGGCAGCUCCUGAGGGCCAUAAGAUGGAGAAGCAGGGGCAUGCUGACGGGAGGAGCACGGGCACAUACACCUUGAUAGCCCCGAAUGAGAGCCGGAGGCAGAAGAUACAGAGAAUUGCUGAGCAAGAACUGGCAGACCUGGAGAGGUGGAAGCAACAGAACCAGGCAAAACCAGUCCACUUGGUGCCACAACGGCUGGGUGGAAGCCUGUCUGAGGCUGAAGUCAGGCAGAAACAACAGCUGCAACAGAUGCGAUCUAAAUACCAGCAAAAGCUAAAGAGGGAUGAAUCUAUUCGAAUCAGGAAGGAAGCUGAGGAAGCUGAGCUCCAGAAAAUGAAGGCAAUCCAGAGGGAGAAGAGUAAGAAACUAGAGGAAAAAAAGCAACGUCAAGAAGACAUCAGAAGAGCCACAUUUCGAGAGCAUCACCAGUCCAAAACUGCUGAGCUCUUGAGCAGAAUGGACACAGACCGGAAAAACAGAAGUGCCUGUCAGAUUGCUCCUCCUGCUGCCCAGUCCUCAAGAUGGGCUGGUAGCCAAGCCCACAAGGAUUCUCCACAGAAGGAAGACAACCAAAAAUGGCAAAAGGCAAGGGACCGACAUCAGAAGAAUAAAUUACUGGAGACUAAAGGACAACACCAGGAGGAAGAACGAGCCCAAACCCAUCGAGCUGAGCACCGGAGGGUAAAUAAUGCUUUUCUGGACCGACUCCAAGGCAAAAGUCAACCAGGUGGCCUCGAGCAGUCUGGAGGCUGUUGGAAUAUGAAUAGUGCCGACAGCUGGGGUAUAUGAGAAAUCGUCACUUCCAUCUCGCCUUCAUCAGCUGACCUUUGAAAACCCCUCAUGAAAUGUGUCUCCUUAAUGCAGUUCCAUUUCACAUCUGUCUUAAUUCCUUCAUUUCAACUGCCCACCCAGUCAACCGAGCUGUUGUAGGUGGCCCGUUUUUCUCUGACACUGGUGAUGUGUUGACUCUCAGAGACUGAUUACUGACCUCUACUGCCAGAAAAAUGUUACCUUUCCCCCCUAAUUUGCCUUGUCUUUUACUAAAUGGUUAAGUGGAAAAAUGUUAAUAAAAUGGUAAAAGAAAAUCACGUGACAUUCAGGGUCGGAAGAGCUUAGAGGCCAUAGGUUUGUGUCUCUAAUUGACUAAUUUUUUCUGCACUAAUUCUUACAGCAGGUUUACGGAUAUUUGGGGGUCUUUUCAAAUACCUACUUUUUAAAAUCUAGGCUACAAAUGUGACUCAAAGAAGAUCUCUUAUACUUUUAUAGACAAAUUUAUAAACAAAUUCUGAACUACUUCUAUAUAAAUGAGUCAUUUUUAACAUAAUAGUUUUAUUAAAAAAUUGGGAAUUUCACAUAAUUCAUCCUAAUUACCCUUACUUCCCAGUCCUUGCAGGUCUACCCCACUAUCCUUGUGGCCUCCCCUCAAAAAAUAAAAAAUAGAACAAA
Mastomys coucha (southern multimammate mouse) is the source of this 1730-nucleotide messenger RNA. It is a transcript of the gene Epsti1, whose product is annotated as epithelial stromal interaction 1. The transcript is spliced from 12 exons. Bases 162 to 1073 code for a protein of 303 amino acids. Lineage: Eukaryota; Metazoa; Chordata; Mammalia; Rodentia; Muridae. The record is from RefSeq and is a predicted model, not a curated record.